CAUGUAGCAUAAUUUCCCCGUAGGUUGAUAGUCGUGCUACUCUUCUACAUGAGCAAAAUACUCUCAUUAGCAGCCAUGGCCAAGAAUUGGCCGCUUCUUUUCCUCCCAACUCUGACGCGCUUCGAUCUCUUUCCCCUACCUUCAGGACCAACCAACACUUGAUAGUGAGGCUGCGGCUAGAAAUGUUGGUUACAACCACAUAAAUUUAUCAAAGCCUGCUAUAUAAAUUACUCCGGAACUACUCAAAAAGACGACACGAGUAACGACCUUUAUUUCUCCACGGCGCACCUGGCUGAGAAGUUUUACACUUGAUCCGCUGCGUUGUUUGAGCUCGACGAGUUGUGAUCCAUCUUUAAAGAAAGAAUGUUUCGCGCCCCAUCCUUCGCUCCAAGGCUGGGGCUCAGCGCGAAAAACCUGCCGCCCAACGUUCUUCACAGCGAGUACGCAGUUCGGGGUGAAUUGGUCAUAAGAGCAGAGCAGAUUUCGAAACAGCUACUGCAACAAGAAGAGAAAAAUGCGCUGAACCAAACAAAUAGCUCUUUCCCUUUUGCCAAACUGAUUCCCUGCAACAUCGGGAAUCCGCAAGCAGUCGGAGCGAAGCCAUUAACCUUUCACCGGCAGGUGUUGUCCGUUCUUACCUCGCACCCGUCGGCAGAGAUGAUGGUCGGCCUCCAGCAGUUUCCGGACGACGCUUUGCAGCGCGGUUGGAAGUUCCGCUCGCUGAACCCCGGAGCGUACUCGCACAGCAAGGGCUAUCCCGCAGAAAAGUACAGGCAGGGCCAGGGGCAGGGCACACUUGUAAUGCAAAAAUUAAUAGAGAAACAGAUCUGUACUGGGCUACGACCCCAUAGCAUUCUGCUAAACACACGAGGCAAGAGCGAUUUUUUUGUGUAUCUUUUUUGCGUAGGCAAAUAUCAAUAUGUCCUGCCUGUCUUUGUCUGUGGCAUAAGGGGGUGCCGCUGUUCCGGCAGAUGGUCGCCGACUACAUUGACAGAAGAGAUGGCUAUCCUGUGCAAAAGUAUCGCACCCGUACUAGUUGUACUCAUCAUGUGUGACUGUGACAUCAAAGCAACGCCACGCUUAAUAAGCGAAAGCAGCAUUAGAAAUUCCAUGUUUGUUCCUUGUGAGAAGAAUGUAUAAUUGCAAUUUAGACAAUUUCUACUCAAAGUGCGACUGGGACUGCGAUACAUUUGCACUGCAUAAACGCCUAGAUUUGAACAAAGAAGCGAACAGGACAAACACCGAGCACCUCUACUUGACCGACGGUGCCUCGCCCGCAGUGAAGACGGCGAUCGAGCUGAUGGUAAAAGACGAGAACGAUGUGUUGUUGAUCCCGAUACCACAAUACCCACUGUAUUCCGCCACGAUCGCCAGAACGGGGGGCAGUUUUGUCGGGUACGAAAUGACAGAGGACUAUGAUAGCGACAAACCUUCCUGGGGAUUAGACUUGCAAAAUAUCGUCUUACAAAAGCCGCGUCUCAUUGUGAGGACUGUGGCGACUUCAAUAUGUGCUGGAUGAAUUCGAAUUGCGCGCGUAAUUCACAGGUUCCGCUGCACGCGACAAAGAAAUGAAUCUGCCGUGCGUUCUCUCAAAGCUUGCAGGGAUGAAACCUACACGGCUAAAUGAAAGAACAAUGAUCAAACAUACACAGCUAAAUGAAAGAACCAUGGUGGUUACAACUCGUGCACCUAGAACAGCAAGACAGCCACUUCGUGUAGUGUCUGUCCUCGCGUCUGCCGCAUGACCAUCGCAAGGAACAACACGAUGAGCAGUCACUUGUUACAAUGAGGCGGUUUUUGAUUUUCCCCUGAUAAAAAACAUGGAGACCUUAAUCCAGCAGGAGCUGGACAAGAAGAAAUAUCAAAUGUAAAAAUGUCUGGGUCUGGAAACUUGUGAUGCUGGGUGGCGUCUCAUGAUGAGGCUACAAGUGCUGGCUCAGCAUGACAAGUUUCUGAGCUCCUAGGUGUUGCCUAUUCUGCAUGACAAACUGCGCCUCUGCAUCACAGAAAAGCGGAGCUCUUGGGUAACGUGCAUGACAGAUUUAAGAGUCAUGCCAGACAAGCAUGACAAACAUGAAUUCUUCCAGACCCAGACAUUUUUGCAUUUGAUAAGAAACGCGUGCGCGCCAUCGCGGUGAUAAAUCCGGGAAAUCCGACGGGCAACGUGCUGUCCAGAGAAAAUAUCGAAGCGGUGCUGAAGCUCGCCUACAAGUACGACCUGGUAGUUCUAGCGGACGAGGUUUACCAGGAGAAUGUGUACGUAUCAAAGGGAAAAAUCCCCCCUCCCCAUAGCCAUAUCGAAACGAAGUUUCUGAUGCUGGAUUUGCGUACACAAAUCAGGUCUGUCUUGCUGGAGAGGACUGAAGGCAUAUGCCAGGCAUGGGUCGAGAGGUUUUGACGUAGGGGACUAGCAUGACAGAUUUCGGCUCUGUAAGCCCAACAGCAUCGCAAACCGCCGGCAUAAUGCGGCGGACUCUCUGGCUUUGCCUUCUUGCAAGACCGACAGGAUUUGUGGCCUCAAAUCUGCAUCACAAAUUUUCAGACGAGUGCGUUUUCAAUAUGGGGAGGGGGGAUUUUUCUUCUCAAUAGUACGAGAACGUAACGGACAAGCCGUUCCUGUCGUUUCGCAAGGUGUUGCUGGAGUCGGAAGACACGCAGAUGAAGGAAGCAGUCCAGCUGUUCAGCUUCCACAGCAUCAGCAAAGGCUACUACGUAUCAAGUGCAAAAAUGUCUGGGUCUGGAAGAAUGCAUGUUUGUCAUGCUUGUCUGGCAUGACUCUUAAAUCUGUCAUGCACGUAACCCAAGAGCUCCAUCUUCCUGUGAUGCAGAAACGCAGUUUGUCAUGCAGAAUAGGCAACACCUAGAAGCUCAGAAACUUGUCAUGCUGAGCCAGCAUUUGUGGCCUCAUCAUGAGACGCCACCCAGCAUCACAAGUUUCCAGACCCAGACAUUUUUACAUUUGAUGCUACGGCGAGUGCGGGCUCCGCGGGGGCUACAUGCACCUGACCAACAUCCCCGAGGACGUGCUAUGAGAGUGCACAGCUCCCCCUGGCUCCCCCUCAUUUGUAUAAUUGCAUGAACAGCAAUACAAACACCCGCACACGUGGACGACCCUGUGCAUGACAAAUUCAUGCGCCUACUUAGUGUAAGUAGUACUGCUUGGGAUUCCGGAAUCUGCCAUGCAAACAGUGCCAAAGGGAAGCGCUUGGAUUUGGAGUUCUGCAUGACAAAUGAGGAGGAGCGGGAGUUGUGCACUCUCAUACGUGCACGCGCAGAUUUACAAGCUGUGCUCCAUGUUCCUCUGCUCAAACACCAUCGGCCAAGGGAUGAUCGCAAGUAAGUACUUGUUGGUCCUUCUGCGUUUCCUCGUAUUUAAAUUAACGUUGGUUGUUAGUCUUAGUUCAUCUGCAUGCUCUUCUACAUAGUAAAAACGGAAAACCAAAACAUCAAUGCUCUAACCAAAAGAACUUUAGCUAUCUUAAUACCGCACCAGCGGGAGUGCGACGUCCGGUCCUUAUUCGAUGCUCGUCCUAGCAGUAUGGGGCGUCUGCAUCAGAACCUUCGUACUAGUAUGGUACAAAUUUCUUGGUGACCGCCAGCCUUAUGAUUUAAUGUAGUGAUGCUGCAGGACCGAUAAUUAUACGAUUGUGUUUAUCAUGAUUUAAAAAUUCAGGUGUCCUGAAUCCGCCAAAUCCCAGCGACCCGAGUUUUGAGCUUUUCGACAAGGAAAAAAGUACGACGAUGAGCCAGCUGAAGCGGAAAGCGAAGAUUGUGCACGAAAGGCUAAACCAGAUGCAAGGCAUGAACUGCAUGCCGAUCGAGGGGGCGAUGUACGCCUUUCCGAAAGUGGAUUUACCGGAAAAAUUCUGCGCCGAGGCGGAAAAAAUGGGGAAGCAACCCGACACGUGGUAUAAUUCGAAUAUGUUGUCGUGGUCCUCGAAGAUGUUGUUGUCUUCUACAUCUACUCUUCAAUCCCGUACUAUCAUGAUGAUGCUCCUAAACAUGUAAUUUUAUACGAGCGGUGUUGUUGUGCAUGAUGUUGAGUGGCUGUGCUCGUCCUCCUCCCGGAACAAGAUCCCUGAACAAAGCACGGAUCAUGUCUUUCCAUUUUGAUGUAAGUAUGCAAGAAAUAUGAAAUUAUCACUCAGGUAUUGCAUCCAACUUUUAGAGCAGCUUGGGCUGAUCACCGUACCCGGUAACGGCUUUGGCCAGAAAGCAAACACCUACCACUAUGCAGUGCAAGAGUAUCGUACUAGUGUAAAUCGCAUGACAAAUUUCCUCACUCUAAGCAAUGCAAUUAUACGGAUUUGACUUGAGAACGAAUUUUGCAUAUGUAUGAACGCAAUUAGCACGAGCGCGAUCAUAUUGUUGCAAUGCAUAACCACUUCCGCACGACAAUCUUGCCUCCGGAGGAAGAAUUGGUGCCCAUGUUAGACAGGCUGGAACGGUUUCAGGAGGAGUUGCAUGAGAAAUACAAGUGAAAUCUGAGUCCGAUGAAGAUAAAUUGAAUAUAUGAAGAUCGUGAAGUGCAAGUAGCAAGUGCUGUCGCUCUUCUAGCAGCUCCUCCUUGUGGUGCGAAAGGAAAAUUGUAGUAAGAGCUGCGAUUCUUGGCGGACAAAGGCGUCGACCGUUGUACCAAAAGCACUUAUAGCGUUUCCGUUUCGGACGAAUUCUUUGUCCAUGGAUGAUUUUUGUAGUUUCAUCUGGUGGAAGUUUUUACAAGGGAUAUUUUCGGUCCCUGUUGUACAGAAGUCACAACGAAGGCCGCAGGGCGGGGAAAAAUUAUGAUAGUGAACAAACUCGGAUGAAAAUUAUGGCUAUGGCUAUGGGCGGGAAGAAAUAUAAAAGCGGAUGUUGAAAAUUAU
Amoebophrya sp. A120 is the source of this 4865-nucleotide messenger RNA. The record is from the annotation of a GenBank genome assembly. Lineage: Eukaryota; Dinophyceae; Syndiniales; Amoebophryaceae.